Messenger RNA from Hordeum vulgare subsp. vulgare (domesticated barley), 1029 nucleotides. Its product is annotated as protein MAO HUZI 4, chloroplastic-like. The record is from RefSeq and is a predicted model, not a curated record. Lineage: Eukaryota; Viridiplantae; Streptophyta; Magnoliopsida; Poales; Poaceae. The transcript is spliced from 6 exons. The coding region runs from base 1 to 747 and encodes 248 amino acids.
AUGGCCGCCCCUCUUCCCUCCCCCCUUCCCCGAGCCCGGCAGCUCCACCACCUCGUCGACUCCCGGCAAGAAAUGGCGGCCUCCCCCACCGCCCUCGCCCUCGCCCUCUCCCCCACCACGCGGGUGGUUGUCAGGCGGACGCCGGCGCCGCGCGUGGCCGCCGUCUCCCCCGGCCAGCUCCGCGCGAGCUCCUGGGGCGCGCCGCUCCCUCUCCGGCCGGAGCUCGCCGCGGCCCCUCCUCGACCCGGCGCCGCCCGCCGCAGGGCGCCUCUGCUCCGGCCUCGAGCAUGGCUGUCGACGUCCCAGAUCGCCAGCUCCGCCUUCACCCUGGGCACCGUCGCCGUGCUCCCCUUCUACACGCUCAUGAUCGCCGCCCCCAACGCCAACAUCACUAAGCGCACAGUGGAGAGCACCGCCCCCUACGUGGCCCUCGGCAUCCUCUACGCCUACUUGCUCUACCUCUCCUGGACCCCCGACACCAUCCGCGCCAUGUUCGCCAGCAAGUACUGGCUCCCGGAGUUGCCUGGCAUUGUGAGGAUGUUUGCGAGCGAGAUGACCGUCGCCUCCGCCUGGAUCCACCUCCUUGCCGUCGACCUCUUCGCCGCAAGACAGGUGUACCAUGAUGGCAUCAAGAACAACAUCGAGACCAGGCAUUCGGUUUCCCUGUGCCUGCUCUUCUGCCCCAUCGGGAUCGCCGCUCACGCGCUCACUAAGGUACUGGCGGGUUCCACAGGUCGAUCGCACUGACGACGACCACCAAUUACGUGUAGGCAGGCUCACCUUGUUUAGAUGGCUCAGAUUGUGAGAUUCAGAUAUAUGAAUAAAAUUGAUUUGAUGCACCAUUUGUCCCAUAUAGAUUUCAGAUUGAUUAUUUCCACUCGUUCUAUGGAAUUGGCCUGAGAAACUGAUUUGUAUGCUAUCUGAUUCCUGGUACGAAGAAAUGUACAACUAAUUUUAUCAGGUCUCACAUGAACACCGACACAAAUGUAAAGGAAUCAAACAUGUGAGAAAACAAAACAUUGCCUUGAA